Molecule: messenger RNA, 453 nt
Organism: Lobosporangium transversale
Lineage: Eukaryota; Fungi; Mortierellomycota; Mortierellomycetes; Mortierellales; Mortierellaceae
Exons: 2
Coding region: 1-453 (150 amino acids)
Molecular function (GO): protein binding
Source: RefSeq, a predicted model, not a curated record
AUGAAGGCGAUUCAUAUUGUUCUGUCUCUGGAUCUCAUAAAGCUAUCCAACUUACAGCCCAGAAGAUUAUCACACCUUCAAAACUUGUUCAUGGAGCUGCAGCCUCGAAAGAUUGGGACUAAAACUCUAGGACUGUCAGAAGCACUCAAGACUAAUACGACCUUGAGCGUUUUGAGCUUGGAGAGCAACUUAAUUGGGAACGAAGGGGCUAUUGUAUUGUCAGAAUUACUCAAGGGUAACACUGCUUUGGUCAUUUUAGUCCUACUCAACUCAAUUGAGAGGGAAGGAGCUCUGGACCUUUCAGAUGUAUUGAAGACUAAUUCAACUUUGAGUACUUUGAACUUGACAAAGAAUUCAAUUGGGGAUAAAGAGGCUCUCGCAUUGUUAGAGGCGCUCGAGGCUAACACCGCUUUGAAGGCGUUGGACUUGUUUCACAGCUCAGUUGAGAAGUAA